Messenger RNA from Lampris incognitus (smalleye Pacific opah), 2311 nucleotides. It is a transcript of the gene agtr1b, whose product is annotated as angiotensin II receptor, type 1b. The record is from RefSeq and is a predicted model, not a curated record. Gene Ontology annotation, cellular component: membrane. Gene Ontology annotation, biological process: regulation of vasoconstriction; G protein-coupled receptor signaling pathway; immune response. Lineage: Eukaryota; Metazoa; Chordata; Actinopteri; Lampriformes; Lampridae. Gene Ontology annotation, molecular function: angiotensin type II receptor activity. The coding region runs from base 241 to 1332 and encodes 363 amino acids. The transcript is spliced from 2 exons.
GUCCCUGGCACAGCGAGGUGGUCUCUCUCUCUCUCUCUCUCUCUCUCUCCCUCUCCCUCUCUCUCUCUCCGUCUCUCCCUCCUGCAGCCAGCAGGCACCGUCCGCCGCCCUCCAGUCCAGCACCACAGGACUCGCUGAGGCCCUCGCCCCAAGGCCUGCAUCAGUCGCCACAGACGCACCCCGCCAACAGGGCCCCCGGAUUUAAAGUUCCAGGAUCUAACGCUUGAAAAAAGGGGGAAAAUGCAGAAUAUAACACCGGGAGCAGCAGAUGGGAUCGAUCUGAAGUGCGGCCUGUCUGGGAGCCAUGAGUUCAUCUUCACCAUGGUACCCGUCGUCUAUGGCUGUAACUUUGUCAUCGGCAUUGUGGGGAACAGCAUGGUGGUGGCUGUCAUUUACCGCUACAUGAAGCUCAAGACAGUGGCCAACGUUUUUGUGCUCAACCUUGCCAUUUCCGACCUCACCUUCCUCAUCACCCUGCCCAUGUGGGCGACCUUCACAGCCACAGGCUACCACUGGCCCUUUGGAGGAUUCCUGUGCAAGGCCAGUGCAGGCCUGGUGAUUUUCAACCUCUACACCAGCAUCUUCUUCCUCACCGCGCUCAGCGUUGACCGCUACCUGGCCAUUGUCCACCCAGUGAAGUCGCGGCGAUUUCGCACCGUGGCGUAUGCGCGCAUCACCUGCGUGCUCAUCUGGCUCUUCGCCUUCCUGCUGAGCGUGCCCACGGCGCUGACCCGGAACGUUCACAACAUAACAAACACCAACACCACGGUGUGCGGCAUCCUGCACCCAAAGGACGAAAACACCAUGAAGCACAAGGACCUACUGUUGGCCAUCAGCCUGAUGAAAAGCCUGCUGGGAUUCCUGGUGCCCUUCCUCAUCAUCAUCACCUGCUACUGCCUCAUUGGACGGGCACUGCUGGGCGCGAGGCUCAUCCAGAAGAGCGCCCGGUCCCGGGACGACGAAGUUCUGCGCAUGCUGGCGGCUGCUGUGCUGGCCUUCUUCCUGUGCUGGGUGCCCCAUCAGGUUUUCCACUUCAUGCAGGUGCUGACACAGCUGGGGGUGCUGGGGCACUGCGCCAUUCUUGAAAUCAUUGACACCGCCAUGCCCUUGACCAUCUGCAUCGCCUACUUCAACAGCUGCGUCAACCCCAUCCUCUAUGGCUUCGUGGGGCACAACUUUCGUAAGAACCUACUCCGCCUGUUGCGCUGCUCACCGGGCGGGGUGGCAGACACGCACCCUAGCAUUAGCUCCAAGAUGAGUGCUCUCUCCUACCGGGCCUCCGAGGCGCUGACCCUAACGGCCAAAAACAAGGCCUCCUCUGAUGUGAAGUGAAAGAGGGUGGAGGGAAGACAUGCAUUAUUCCCUACUCUUUUAGUUAUGUGGUACAAAAAGGGUUUAGGGGUGGAGACAUUCCAGUGCUCUUAGAGCCCCAACUGUAUUAACAAGGCACUGAAGCAUGCAGACAUGGCUGUAAUGUUGAAUGUUGUAUUCAUAUCCUAUUAUGAGUUAGCCCAAGAGAUAGUCACUACCUUGCCCACUGAUGAAGAGCUGUCAGAAUAAUUAUUUGUCAAGCGCUAAAACAUAUGUCUGUCACAAUCACAAUGGCAGAUGCAUUAUUCUAGGCCUUAACUGAACCAUGAGGAUGCCCGUCGGUAUAAAAAAAAGGAUUCUUUUCUGCAUUCAACAAAAUAAAAAUGGCAUAGUGUAUGAUUCAUAAGGAAGACCUAAACAUCUUUGCCGAUGACUGAACUUUUUAUAUACAUAAGAUAUGUGUAAGCACUGCAGGGGUUUGCCAUCUCAUUAUACGUCACGAACAGUAAUAUCCAUGUACAGUUGUUUUCAUGUCAAGUGGUAAAUAUUCUGUGUGUUUUCGCUGAUUGGGACGAUGAUUCAACAAAAACAAAAAAAGCUAAACCUUAAGCCCAUUAAAGAUCACAAGCUAGCUGCCUCGUGCUCCAGCAGCGAUAAACAGGUAACGAUCUGAAUGAUGUCUAAUAUAAAAUGCUGUCAGCGGAUAACCCCGUACUACUAUACUAUUGAUAGGUGGUGUUUGUGAGUUACAUGUGACAUUGUCAAAUUGUGUGUAUUUACAGAAUGAGAUUGAAAGGCGAGUGGCUGGGAAAGCAUACUGUAUAAAGUAAUGUAUGCAACACUACUACACUCCUGGUAGGGUGAAUAUUGUCAAUAUCUGUGGUGGUUGUCUGUGGUAUUUAAACAUGUCGAUGAUGCUGUUGUGUGAAUUUUUUUUCUAUUCUGUUGUACAGUUUUGUGAAUAUAUGGAAGUAUGAAUAAAGUGACAGAGAUUGCGCAA